UACGUGGAGCGGACCUGGAUCAACGGUUCCAUGUGGCGACCAGAGAACUGGUCUGUGUUCCGAGAACACAUAAGAACAAACAACGACGUCGAGGGGUGGCAUCGCCGCAUCAAUACCAAAGCUGGUAGAGCAAACCUUGGGUUCUAUGUCUUGGUCCCCCUCCUCCGCGAUGAAUCCGAGACGGUCGACCUGCAGAUCCGCCUGGUCAGCGAACAUCUGCUGACCCGCAUCCAACGUAAGAAGUUUGCUUCAAUUCAUGGACGACUCUUCGACGCUUGGGACCGCUACGAGGAGGACGAGCUCACCACCACCCAACUACUUCGGAGGAUCAGCAACAUUGCGGGACUGGGACCAACGACUCCUUCUGACGACGUACACGACGGUGACAUGAAGAAUUAA
Messenger RNA from Mya arenaria, 399 nucleotides. RefSeq lists its product as uncharacterized. NCBI's taxonomy places the organism in Eukaryota, Metazoa, Mollusca, Bivalvia, Myida, Myidae. Bases 31 to 399 code for a protein of 122 amino acids. The record is from RefSeq and is a predicted model, not a curated record. The transcript has a single exon.